GGUGUUUAUCAAAUUUAAGAAACUAGUAAAAGUGAAAUUCUCAUUAUAAUUAUGUCAAUUUUUAGUGAGCUACUAUCUAAAAUCUUUGAGAUAUCUGAUGCUUACACAAAAAAUUUCAAUGAAGACCUUAAGGUAGCGUUUGAAUGUUUAGAUAAGUUUGAGGAGGAAUUUCGAAAUGCUAAGGGGAAAGCGCGGGAGAAGACCAUAAAAGACAAAAUUAACCUGACAACGCUCCAGAGUAUUAACGAAGAUGAUGGGGAAGCAAACAAAACCCCGGAAAACAAACCAAACCCUUCAUCGAGUAAUAAUGAAACUGCUAAUAAUGUGGAAAAAGGUGUAAACUCAAAGGAUAAUGAGAUGGAAAGAGCAUCAAAAAAACGCAGCAAGAAUGAAGUUGAUGAUAUGUCAAGUCCGGAACAAGAUAAGAGACUGAAAAGAAAUGCUUCUGUCAAAGCACAAAGUAUCAUAAGUAAACAGGUGAAUGUAAACCUAACACAAAAGCUUCGUCGUGAAGAUUCCACAGAAAAGGAACAGUUGAAGUCGAGGCGUCGCGGCAAAGAUGACGAUAAAGAAAACACCGAGCCGAUACCUCUAGUUCAAGUGAAACAAGAGAAAGUAUCAUUGCCAUCCGAGCCAAUGGACCUGGAGUCCUUGCCAAUCAACAUUGAAAUCAAACAGGAAAUGAAUGAGGAUGAAAUUGCUAUGCCGCCUCCGACUGCACCUGUACCAAAGCCAAGAAAAGCAAUUCCUAAAGAAAAAUCGGAAGAACUAUCAGAAGAGGAAACAGGAAAACGGCGGGCCACCAGGACAAGGAAACAAACGGAUACGGCGCCUGCACCGCCUGUGGCAUCAGCGCGAGCAACUCGAGCGAGUUCCCGCGCCAGUUCGCGCAAGCAAUUGGAAAUAGAGGAAGAGGUGCCCAAGGAAACCAGGCCAAAACGGACACGCGGCAAGAAGAUAAUAUCAGAAAUCAGUAUUGAAAAUGAUAAUCACUCCCAAAGUACACAAGACAGUGCAAUUGGAUCUCCUACCGAAAAUCCACGGCCGAAAAGGACGAGAAGAGCUCAGAAAGCAGCUGAAAAAGAAGCCGAGAAGGAUGAUGCACAACCUAAAGAACCAGAAACUACAUCGCCAAAGGAAGAAAGAGUAUCUCAACCAGAAUUAAAAUCACCAAUACUUCAAAACAAAACAAAACUCAAUCUUACUACCAAGACAACAGCGACGAAAUUACCUAAUGAAAAAACUGAUAAAUCAAAGAAAGCUAAUUACAAACCGGACUGUAAUGUUGAAGUAACAAAGGCGAAAUUAGAUCGGCAAAGUGUGGAAGAUACGAAUGUUAAAGACGUUUUGGACGCGACACGAGUAUUACCCGUGUCGCGUCUCGAGACACCAAAGUUGAAUGCAACUGUCACAUUAAACAGUGAUCUUGAUAAGACUGUUGUUUUGCCGAACGGAGUGUGCAAUCAUGUAUCCCUCACUCCGAAGAAUAUGCGCAAUCUGAACGAAACUGUCGUGAUCGAGCCCUGCAACCGCGAGACUAUGGUGCUGGACAAACCGAAGAACGUAGCUAUGGACGCCACUGUUGUACUUGAAAGACUACCACAAACAGCACAAUUGACGGAUGACAAUUCCCUCUUAACGGACGACAGUGACACUCCAGAAGUUCAUACACCACCCAAAGGCAUUGCUGCAGCCCAACCUAGUUCGGCCGUUAAAGAAAAAGUACAACAGUUUGAAGAGUUGGCGUCCAGGAUAACGAGAACAAAGACAAGGGCAAUGGCUAAAAAGGAUGAACCAGUAGAGAAUCAUACGCCUCCUGACAAAAUAUCGAAAACUGUUUUGUCUGCAGAACAAUUGAACAAAAUGAACAAUUUGAUCUUCAAUGGAAAAGCAUCUCAGACAUCACGCUCAGCUUCGAAACCAAUAUCGAGUAUUCCCACAAUGAAAUCGCACUUAUCUUCGUCGACUUCGAAGCUGAGCGGCAUUAACAAGGCCAAGGAAGCUGCAGAGGAGAGACAAAAGAAAGAGAAAGAAGAUGCCAGGCGGAAGAAAGAGGCUAUUUUGGAGGCAAAGAGGGAAUUACAACGAAGAAAAAGGGAAGAAAAAAUGGCGGCGGCUGCAGCAGCGAGGGAAGCAGCGGAGAAAGAGAGACGAGCGGCCAUGGAAGCUGCAGUUAAGGAGCGCAUGGAGAAACAAGCGCAUGCAGAUCAGGGCAAGCUGGAACGACUAAAGGAAGCUGAACGGAAAAAGCUAGAGCUCGCCCGUAAGGUAGCGGAAACGGAAGAGCGACGUAGAGCGGAGGAACAAGCCCGCUUGCAACGGCUCGCGGAGGAACAAAAGAGGGCGGAGGCGGCCAGACGUAAGCAGCAGGAAGAAGCCGAGAUAGUGAAAAAGGAAGCGGCUACUAUGGCGAAAGAGAUGGAAAAGAGGCACAAAGAGUACAUAGAAAAGCAGAAGAUGAAAUUGAAAAUGGACGGCGAUCGCACGACGCCGCUGAAGUCGUGCCUGACGGGAGGUGUCACAGUACAAGAACCAGUGUACAUGGCGGACGGCUUCCAGUAUCUCAACUCAGAUUCCGAAGAGGAGGCUCCAGAGCACCCCGUGCCCUCAUGGUCCACUUCCAAGGCACGUCGCCAGCGUUUAUACAUUCAAGCGCGCAUUUCUAACGCAAUAGUAGACCGUUUGUUCUCCGUGCGUGCCCACACUCCUGAUCUUCGCGACAUCUUCCCCGGCAUCGAGAGAGCCAGGCUCAAGCGCACCUCGUCUGCCGUGUGGCGCACUCCGCCCAGCAUGGACUCCAGGUACAAAACAUAACAUGUCACUUCCAGAGCGUUGCAGGCGGCGUCGCAUCACAUUGUAAAUUAUAUGAACAAUUAUAUCGUUGUUUGAAUUCGUCAAUAUCACGAACUUUUGAUGCUUAAGUUAUUCAAUAAAAGAUAAACCGUUU
Parnassius mnemosyne (clouded apollo) is the source of this 2947-nucleotide messenger RNA. Lineage: Eukaryota; Metazoa; Arthropoda; Insecta; Lepidoptera; Papilionidae. The record is from the annotation of a GenBank genome assembly.